UUCUUGAAUUAGUUAUUUAAAGAAAAAACAAUAUGUACUUCUCUAAUUUAAAAGUAUUGAAACUCAAUUUCAAUUCAUUUCAAUUGUGCAGUGUUACAAUAAUCAGCAAAUUUCGGACACAUCACACAACAAAUAUAAUCUCAAAGAUCGAAUUCGACUUCGAGAAAAAUCAGAUGAUUAGCAAUGGAACAAGAAAAUGUCAAAGGCAAAAACAAUAAUCAAGACGGAGUACCCCUUCUAGAAGGAAAAAACUCGGUAGACGACGCUUCUUCUUCGUCUUCUUCUCCUUCCACUUCCUCAAUCCAAGAUCACAACUCCUCCGAAAAACCCCAAUUAGUAACCGACGAUGAAAAUGAAAAAAAUACCAAUACGCCCCUCGCUUCGGAAAAUGCAAACUCGGAAGCUAUGAUGAAAUCCCCACCGGCCCAAAUGAUGGGCGGGCCUUUACCCGAACCGCCCGGUUACGACCCUAACCGAAUACCCGCUUCGGUUUUCGCCAAAUCGAACACCGCUGGUGAGUGGAGCGUGGCAUCGAACGAGUCUUUAUUUAGUAUUCACAUGGGGAACAAUAGUUUCUCGCGUGACUAUGCUAUUUUAUUCGGAAAAUCCGGAGAGUUCCCGAGGCCCGAAGAUUGGCCCGGCCCGCAAUCUAACCCAUUCGGAAAGUCCGGUGAACUCCCUAGACUCGAAGACUGGAAUAAUAAUAAUAUUAAUAAUAAUGAUCAAGUGGUGAUGAUCAAUAAUAAUAGCCUUCCACCGGUUAUGGAAGUUCCGGCGCACGAAGAGAAUAGCAUGCAAUCGGGAGAACUUUCUAGAAGCGAUAAGAAGGAAGAAGAGGAGAAGAGCCCAACUGUAGAGAAUCAUGAAAAGCCUACAGUUCCUACAGUUUCACCUGAAGUUGCUAAGAAAGAGCCUAUUGCCGAGAGUCCUAAAACUUCUUCACCAAGUAACACUCUUCCGCCGUAUUCGAGCCCGCCUCGAUUCUCUAGCGGCAGCGGACAUAGCGGCAGCUCCUUCGCAUUCCCCGUGUUAGUGAGUGAAUCGGGAAAGACGGCGGGUUCGUUGAAGGUGGUACCGGAGAAAGAAGAGGUGUUAUUACCGGAGGGGAAAGAAGAAGUAUCUAAAGAGAAUAUUCCGGCGGAUGCAGGUGCGACGGAGACAAAAUCGUGGUUUCCUUGCUUCGCUUGUUGGCCACGGUGCUGUUAAGAAUGUCGUCGCGCAAUUAAUUAAUUAAUUAAUGAUAUGGUCCUAAUUAAGAUGAAAUUUGUAUAUCAUCAAGUAGUUAAUUUUUAAACUGUCUGCAAAUUAAUUGAAACCCUAGCUACUUCAUGAUGGUAUAUAUAUAUAGGAGAAAGCAAAAGGAAAAGAGUCCAUUGUAAGAAGUUUCUUGGUUCAUUUGUAAAAGUAAAUACAGUGAUGCUUUCAAGCUGAUUAUAUAGUACUAUUUUGUGCACAUUGUGAUUAAUUAACGGACAAAUUACGACCACCACUGAGUUAUGGUCAAAUUACGAAAACCUCCUUCUUGUUGGGUAAUUAUAGUCACCCAUUUAACUAUGUAUUAUUUAACGAAAAGACCUCUUCAGAGGUAAAUUU
This is a messenger RNA of Erythranthe guttata (spotted monkey flower), 1593 nucleotides long. Lineage: Eukaryota; Viridiplantae; Streptophyta; Magnoliopsida; Lamiales; Phrymaceae. The record is from RefSeq and is a predicted model, not a curated record.